Batrachochytrium dendrobatidis JAM81 is the source of this 1245-nucleotide messenger RNA. RefSeq lists its product as uncharacterized. NCBI's taxonomy places the organism in Eukaryota, Fungi, Chytridiomycota, Chytridiomycetes, Rhizophydiales. The coding region runs from base 1 to 1245 and encodes 414 amino acids. The transcript has 2 exons. The record is from RefSeq and is a predicted model, not a curated record.
AUGGCAUUUGGUCGAUCCAAGUAUCUGUGCCUGGUGCUGCAUUUUCUUCUUUGUCUAUCCUCUACAAUACAUGCCAUGACCGUUACUAUUCCUUACUAUACCUCUGACGGUGUUACUUCAAGUGGCCAACUACAGGUUGUAAAUACUCCCGACACAAUUGGUCUUGUAAAAACAUUUAAUUUCACCAAAAUAGGUCGUCCAUGGGUAGGCAGUGUGUCGUGGGAUGGUGCAGUGGUUACUCUUCUUGGGACACUAUCUAGUGACAAAAACAUACAAGUGUAUUCCUUUUCCAUUCCUUAUGGCGAUGAGAGAUCUCGUCGUUUUUCUGUCACUGCAAAAGCCACUCCAGCCAAUUCUACAGCGCAAAUUGAAUCUAGUAAUCAGGGUGUGGAAUACGAUAGACGAGUAUCGUUUGGUGCUGCUUUAGCAGACAGCGCAAUUACUCGCGUUGGUAGCGUUUCAUCCACCCAAGAACCUAGUGCAUCACAGACUGUGAGCUCUGCUUUGCCUGGAUCCUCCGCUACAGUUUCUUCCAGCAGUGAAACUGAAAACAACUCGGUGAACAAGCCUCAGCAGCAACAAUAUGGUAAUUCAAAUGGCAGCCAGCAACUUACUCUGCCACUUAUUGUUAUCAUUGCGUGCGCUGUAGGACUUGUAGUGGUUGUGCUUGGUGCUGUGAUGUGGCGUAACCACAAGCGACGCCAGCCAAAGCUUAAUCCCUCUCAAAAUUCCUAUGCCAAUCUAAAUGGCGUAGACUAUGCUGGAGCUGGCACCACUAUGAGUCAAGUCGAUUCUGAGAAAGCACUGGUUUUUGAGCGUGCGCCUAUUCCGCGACUUGCUCACAAGAGCAAUGGCGUCUCUCCGGCUUUUGCAUCUACUGGUCGUGUAACUACUUCCGAAGCAGCAAGAUCGACCAACAGUCCCAAUCCAUUUGAUGAGGACACUGACGAUCGCAACAGCGCAAUAGCAACAGCCAUAUUUGCUUUUGGGUCAAUUCCACCACCCAACUAUCCUCCGCCUUCUCACUUGGCUGGCCUCCGUAGCUCCUCCUUUUCCAGCCAUCCAAUAAGUUCACCACCUUCUUCUGCUCGUAGUCAUCAACUAUCUAUUGUCUCGCCACAGUUUGAAUUACCAGCCAUUGAUGAAACAAUACUAAAUCAGCCAUGGGAAUGGGGUCCUGAUCAAAACGCUGUAAUUGGCAAAGAGUUUGAUGACAACAAAAGUGCGAAUUCCAAGCGUGUUUAA